AAAGGACAGUGAGGCUCUGACGAUGCAGGAACUGUGUCGUGGGCAGCACCCAAGGUCCCAUCCCACUGUCUCACAGGGGGUUCCACAGAGCUGUCUGGCAGCACUGAAACUGAGCAGCACUUUGGGAAGGCCCACCUGGAGUAGAAGCCUGCUGCCUGAGCCCUAGGACCAUGAAUAGUGCAACCUGUAACAGCACCUUCAUGUGGCCUGAUUCCAUCAACAACAUCUUCAUCGGCUACACAGCCUUGCUGCUGGUGCUGGGCCUGCUGCUCAACGGCCUGGCGCUCUGGGUAUUCUGCUGUCGCAUGUACCAGUGGACGGAGACCCGCGUCUAUAUGACCAACCUGGCUGUGGCUGACCUCUGCCUGCUCUGCUCCUUGCCGUUCGUGCUGUACUCCCUGAAACACAGUGCUUCAGACACCCCCAUCUGCCAGCUCUCGCAGGGCAUCUACCUGGUCAACAGGUACAUGAGCAUAAGUUUGGUCACUGCUAUUGCCGUGGACCGCUAUGUGGCAGUGCGGCAUCCCCUGCGUGCCCGUGAGCUGCGGUCCCCACGACAGGCUGCGGCAGUGUGUGUGGCCCUCUGGGUGAUAGUGGUCACCUCCCUGGUAGUGCGCUGGCGCCUGGGGAUGCAAGAGGGUGGCUUUUGCUUCAGCAGCCAAAGCCGGCACAACUUCAGUACCACUGCCUUCUCGCUGUUGGGAUUCUACCUGCCGCUGGCCAUCGUGGUCUUCUGCUCUCUGCAGGUUGUGACUGUACUGGCGCAAAGGCCGGCCACUGAUGUGGGGCAGGUGGAGGCCACCCGAAAGGCCGCCCGUAUGGUCUGGGCCAACUUGGCCGUGUUUAUCAUCUGCUUCCUGCCCCUGCAUGUGGUCCUGACAGUGCAGGUCUCCCUGAACCUCAACACCUGUGCUGCCCGAGGCAUCUUCAGACGUGCCCUGUCCAUCACAGCCAAGCUCUCAGACACCAACUGCUGCCUGGAUGCCGUCUGUUACUACUACAUGGCCAAAGAGUUCCAGGAUGCUUCCAUGCCUGCCACAUCCUCCAACACACCCCACAAGAGCCAAGAUUCUCAGAGCCUGAGCCUUACCUAGAAAAAGUAAACACGUGCCAUGAGCAGAGGAACCUGUGAUAUGAGCAAGGAGCCCCCAAAUCAGCCUUAACCUGCUGUGGAGUUUGAGCACUCUAGGAGACCCAGUUGGCCUAGAGAGGCUGUAUCUGCUCCCCUGAAAGAACCAGAGGACUGAGACUUUAACAUCUGACUUGAGGGACCCUGGAACAAGACCAUAUACCUGCCACCACAGAUCUAGAAACCCUGGGCACCAGAAUGGGGCCUUGAUGGCUAGCCACUGAGUUUAGGAUACAGCUCUUCCCUGGAGUUGGUCCUGGCAAGGUCCUUUGUCACUCAGAUGCAAGCGAUGAGAGGCAAAGAAGGGACAUACAGCUCAGAGAACCAGGAGACAUCUUCCCAGAGGACCCUCUAACUGCUUCCUUUUGGGACUACUAACCUUCACACUACAUGUAGGGCUAGGCGAAAGGGCAGCAGCUGUGAUCUGGAAGGCUGUCCACCAAGGCCCGUGGCUGUCAGUGUUGCUCAUCUCUGUAUUCUGAGGGUUCCCGCUCAGGAGACCCAGUGGUCAUAAAGUCAUGCUCAACAGUGACACCGCUGUUGCAGUCCUGAGCCUCUUGUGGUAUUUCCAUUCUGCAGUGGGCCUGUUGAUCACUGAGGCCAGCCACUGUGGUAGUGGUCUGCUGGAGUUUGUUGUGAGGAAGAUUGACAGUUUUGGUUUGGUACCGGGGCACUCUGAGGAUGUGGCCCCAGGCUGUGAGGGGCUCUGGAGUAAAGGAUCAGCCACAAAGCCAGCUCAGAGCCAGAACACAUUUGGAGGUGUGGUAGUCCUGGGCUUCUCCCUCUGUGCUUUGUUUUUUUGUCUUGGCCCAAAUGCUACAACCAUACCCAGAGCCAGAGCCCCUCCAGCUCAGGGGAGUAGGGGGACUGGCCCUCCCCACUCUCCACCCCCACUUCAUCCAAGGCCUACUGCCUAACUGACCCCUUUUUUGGUAUGACUUAUUCUACUACAAAAAACAAAAGUCUGUUAAUCCUCCAGACACCAAAGAAAAGAUUCCAUCCAAGUAUAAAUUGGUGAACCAGUUUAUUGGAGUUACUUACAAAAGCAUGGUGACUCUUGGGUGCUCCAUCACUGAGAAGCCCCACUCAGCAUAGGUGACAAUCCCCAAACUCCAACACUAGAUUACCAAUUACCCAGUAAACUUCCACCUCCUACACGCCCCAGACACCGGCUCCCGGACAAAAUGUGGCUAGGGUAUGAGGAAGCCAUGGCUGCAACCCCAGGUCUGCUGACCCACAUCUCCCUGUCAGAGAAUGCUAACAGCGUCACGCUCAUCAGCCUAUUUACCGCAGUAGUAUUUUGCUUGUUUCUUUGCCGUGACUGUGGGUCAAGGCGUUCAGUGGAUCAGAGCAGCACUUUUCCUGCUUUUGGCUCACGACCGUCCUAAGCCAGAGGAAAUGGCUUUUCUACCACACUCACCCACUCUCCCUCCAGUUCCCACAUCCCCUCCACCCUCUCUUCUGUAAUAAUAUCUGAACCUUCACCUUGGAAGGAAUGGUGUAUUUAUAUAAUAUCAAAAUAUA
Arvicanthis niloticus (Nile rat) is the source of this 2653-nucleotide messenger RNA. It is a transcript of the gene Gpr35, whose product is annotated as G protein-coupled receptor 35. Gene Ontology annotation, molecular function: chemokine receptor activity. NCBI's taxonomy places the organism in Eukaryota, Metazoa, Chordata, Mammalia, Rodentia, Muridae. Gene Ontology annotation, cellular component: plasma membrane. The record is from RefSeq and is a predicted model, not a curated record. Gene Ontology annotation, biological process: chemokine-mediated signaling pathway; phospholipase C-activating G protein-coupled receptor signaling pathway; positive regulation of Rho protein signal transduction.